Messenger RNA from Linum tenue, 1962 nucleotides. The record is from the annotation of a GenBank genome assembly. NCBI's taxonomy places the organism in Eukaryota, Viridiplantae, Streptophyta, Magnoliopsida, Malpighiales, Linaceae.
AUGUUUGAUCAAACAAAUGAGCUGGUCAGGAGUUUCUGUAGAGUUGCCAGGGAGGUCCAGGAUCCGGUUAAUCACAAUUUGCGGCUAAGGAUAACAGGUGCUCGCGAAGAAUCCAACCGACAGUACGCUCUACCCACUGGUUCAGAUAUAGAGGGACUGCAGCGCAUAAACUGCCUUAAUCCAAAGUUACAUGCUCUACAAUUCCCUAUCCUUUUCCCCUACGGGGAGGACGACUUCCACUUGGGUAUAAAGUAUAAUCCUGUCCAUGCCUCGCUAAAUUCAAAAAGGAAGAAUGUAACUGAACGAGAGUUCCACGCAUUUCGACUACAACACCGUGCCAGUGAAGGACAGUCUUUGAUGCGUGGGGGCAAGGCUCUACAGCAUUACUGCGUAAAUGCAUUUUCGGCUAUCGAGCAGAAUCGGUUAAAGUUCCUAAGGCUUAACCAACCGCUCCUGCGUGCUGAACUCUACAAAGGAAACGAGGUGGGAACGAUUUUGCCAGCAACAUAUACAGGUGGCCCUCGGUACAUGAAGCAUCAGUAUCUUGAUGCCAUGGCCAUCUGCAGGCGCAUAGGAAAUCCGGACAUGUUCAUCACAUUUACAUGCAAUGCACAGUGGCCUGAAAUAACCCAAGCCUUUCAGACAGUAUGGCUGCAUGAGAAUGCUAAACUCAGAACUGUCGAAUCCAUCGACUCGGUUAUCUCUGCCGAGCUCCCAGAUCCACAAAAGGACCCUCUUGGCUAUGCAGCGGUGACAAAAUUCAUGCUUCAUGGACCAUGCGGUCAGUGCAACCAAAAAUCUCCGUGCAUGGUCGAUGGAAAAUGCAAGAAAUUUUUCCCAAAACCUUUCAACUCGAUGACUACUUAUGAUCACAAUGGCUACAUUGUUUACCGCCGCAGAGAUCAUGGCCAGACUUUUGACAAGGGCAAUGGCAUUCUUGAUAAUCGAUAUGUUGUGCCAUACAAUCGAAACCUGCUGGUGAUGUUCCAGGCUCACAUAAAUGUUGAGAUCUGCCACAAAGGAAGACUUAUCAAGUAUUUGUUCAAGUAUGUGACAAAAGGGCCCGAUCGUGCAACAGGCUUACAGUCAGUUCUAGAGGAUCCAGAAAAGGCAAAGACUAUGUUGACAGAAUACUUCACUCUCAAUCGUGUCGAUCCGGAGGCCAGAUCAAUACCAUACGCAGAUAUCCCAUCUCACUACACAUUCCAUUUACGACCAAAACAUUGGGCGAGACGAAAGCAGGGUAAUGUUAUCGGUCGCAUUGUUUUUAUCCCGCCCGGGACAACGGAUGUAUAUUUUCUUCGUCUGUUGCUUACAAAGAUCAGCGGUGCUACGAGCUUUGAGGAUCUCAUGACUGUUGAUGGAUACCUAUGUAAAGACUAUGAAGAUGCAUGCCUCAGGCGUGGUUUUUUGAGCGAUGAUGAUGAAUCUCAGGCAACUAUAGGGGAGGUUGGACAGUGGGGAAUGCCGACCUUGCUUAGAUCUAUGUUUGUCUUACUUUUGUUGCAUUCAGAGGUUGCUGACCCGCGAAAGUUGUUUGAAGAUAAUUGGAAACUUCUUGCAGAUGAUCUAUGUUAUCAAACCCGCAGAGCUCUGGACCUACAGUACUUUCAACCACCACCUGAAUUCCUACGCAGUGAGGUCUUGAAGCACAUUGAAACUCUUUUGCAUGCCCAUUCUAAGGAGCUUGCCAACUAUAAUCUGCCACUUCCAGUCAGAGACAGCGACGAAUUGCUUGGGAACAGGCUGGUUUGUGAGCACCUUAACUAUGACCUAUGCAUGCAACAACGCACAGCAGACGAGAUCUUUGCAACACUCAACCGUGAACAAAUUGAAGCCUAUCACAAUAUUAUGGAAUCUGUCAACAGUGGGGUGGGAAGGUUUUACUUUCUAUAUGGACAUGGUGGUACAGGAAAGACUUAUUUGUACAACACAAUAGUGGCAAAACUUCGCAGUCAGUAA